CCAGAGUGACAUGCUGAUUAAGUGUUGGGACUGGGAUAAGAAGUGGGCGUGUAUCCAGGUGUUUGAGGGUCACACCCACUACGUCAUGCAGAUUGUCAUAAACCCAAAGGACAACAACCAGUUUGCUAGUGCCUCUCUGGACAGGACCGUUAAGGUGUGGCAGCUAGGUUCGUCUGCCCCCAACUUCACCCUUGAAGGCCAUGAGAAGGGGGUGAACUGUAUCGACUACUACCACGGUGGAGACAAACCCUACCUGGUAUCAGGCGCUGACGACAGACUGGUCAAGAUAUGGGACUACCAGAACAAGACAUGUGUGCAGACCCUGGAGGGCCACGCACAGAAUAUCUCCUCUGUCAGCUUCCACCCGGACCUGCCUAUUAUCAUCACGGGGUCCGAGGAUGGAACCGUGCGUAUCUGGCACGCGAGCACGUACCGCCUGGAGAGCACGCUGAAUUACGGACUGGAGCGGGUCUGGGCGAUCGCCAACAUGCGGGGGACCAACAAUGUUGCACUGGGGUACGACGAGGGCAGCAUCCUCAUCAAGCUUGGUCGUGAGGAGCCUGCCAUGUCCAUGGACACCAACGGCAAAAUCAUCUGGGCCAAACAUUCCGAGGUACAACAGGCAAACCUCAAGGCCAUCGGAGAUACUGAGAUAAAGGAUGGAGAACGGCUCCCGCUGGCUAUCAAAGACAUGGGCAGCUGUGAAGUGUACCCUCAAACCAUACAACAUAACCCUAACGGCAGGUUUGUUGUUGUUUGUGGCGACGGAGAGUACAUCAUCUACACAGCCAUGGCCCUGAGGAACAAAAGCUUUGGUUCUGCACAGGAGUUUGUCUGGGCUCAAGACUCAAACGAGUAUGCUGUGCGAGAAAACUCCACCACUGUUAAACUCUUCAAAAACUUCAAGGAAAAGAAGUCCUUCAAGCCUGACUUUGGAGCAGAAGGUAUAUUUGGAGGUUUCCUGUUGGGAGUGAAGUCUGCUAACGGUCUGGCCUUCUACGACUGGGAAAAUAACGACCUGGUCCGCAGGAUUGAGAUCACACCCAGACAUAUUUUCUGGUCGGAGAACGGAGAGUUGGUGUGUAUCACGACAGACGAGUCUUUCUUCAUCCUGAGUUACUCUGCGGAGAGAGUCUCCAACGCCAUGGCAACCAGCGAAGGGGUGACGGAGGACGGCGUGGAGGAUGCUUUCGAUGUAAUUGGUGAGAUCCAGGAGGUGGUACGUACAGGACUCUGGGUAGGAGACUGUUUCAUCUACACCAACUCUGUCAACAGACUCAACUACUACGUAGGAGGGGAGAUCGUCACCAUCUCACACUUAGACAGGACGAUGUACCUGCUUGGCUACAUUCCCAAGGACAACCGGCUGUACCUGGGGGACAAAGAGCUGUCCGUGGUCAGCUACUCUCUGCUGCUGUCUGUGCUGGAGUACCAGACAGCUGUGAUGAGGAGAGACUUUGACACAGCUGACAAGGUGCUGCCCACCAUCCCCAAGGAACAGCGCACACGAGUGGCCCACUUCUUAGAGAAACAGGGUUUCAAGCCCCAGGCUCUGGUGGUGACCUGUGACCCUGAACACAAGUUUGAGUUAGCCCUGCAGCUGGGAGAACUCAACACAGCGUAUGAACUGGCACAGGAGGCACAGCAUGAGCAGAAGUGGAAGCAGCUGGCUGAGCUGGCCACGUCGAAGUGUCAGUUCUCGCUGGCGCAGGAGUGUCUGCACCACGCGCAGGACUUCGGCGGGCUGCUGCUGCUGGCAACGUCCUCGGGAAACGCCGGGAUGGUCGACAAGCUGGCGAAGAGCGCCGAGACUGCGGGAAAGAACAACGUCGCCUUCAUGUCAUACCUGCUACAGGGAAAAAUUGAGGACUGCCUUGAGCUGCUGAUUAAGACAGACCGUCUUCCUGAGGCAGCUUUCCUCGCACGUACAUACCUGCCCAGCCAGGUCUCAAGAGUUGUGCAGUUGUGGAAGGAAGGGCUAGCCAAGACCAACCCCAAAGCGGCUGACUCACUAGCUGACCCAACGCAGUAUGAGAACCUGUUCCCUGGGCUGAGAGAGGCCUUCGACACAGAAGUGUACGUCAAGGCACAGAGACAGGAACUGAAACCAGCCGCAGCUUACCCUACCAUUCCUAUGAACUUUGAGAGAAAUCUAUCAGAAGAAGUCCAGCAGGCCAAAGAGUCGGGAACAUUUGGACAGACAACUUUCCACGAGGGCGGUCUUGUCCCAAAGCCGCCCACACCGGAUGUCCAGCCACAAAUGACCUUGGCUGGAGGUGACCUUGACCUUGACCCCUUCAUGGAGCCCCCCACCCCCAGCAGUGAUGACCUCUCCUGGGACCAUUACGAGGAAGAGCUGAUUGAAGCCGACGCGGGCUCGGCCACAGAAAAAGAACCCGAGCCAGAAAUCCCACAGCAACAAACUGAGGUCGCUGCCCCAGAGGUCAGUGCCCCAGAAGUCGUUACCCCAGAGGUCGUUGACCCCAAACCUGCGGCCUCCGUCCCACAGGUCAAAGAAGACUUGCCCUGGGAUGAUGAUGAUGAUGAUGUUGAUGAUGAUGGUUUCGUCUUGGAGCCCGCCAGUGGAGAUGCACCGCCUGAAGCAGCAGCGCCCCCUAUGCAGCAGGAAACAAAGGGGCCGGCCCCCACUAACCCUAGCAGGAAAGACUCUCUGGACCUUGACCUUGACCUGGAUAACCUUGAGCUGGACGAGAACAUCGACACCAGCGACAUCAACCUGGACGACGACUUGUUAAAGGACGAUUAACUCCACAUAACCCCCCCAUAUUGUACAGUGGUAUCAUCCAGAUAUAUUCUAGUAGCAGGUAGAACUGGAGUAGUCCAUUUAGAUGAAGGGUGGUGAAGAUGAUAAGUGUAGAAAUCUAAAAAAAAGUGAUCAGUAAAUGCAAAUUGCUGGGGGGGGUGUAGCAAAACUUGCCAGUGGUGGAAAUAUGUACACGUACGUUCCAAUAUAUUAUGCGAUAGGAAUGCCUCAAAAUUUGUCACGUCUAAAAAAUUCUACGCAUUGAGUAUAAACCAAGUGCCGAUAUACAUACACUAAACAAGAGCUAGGUCAGAAGUACACUAAGUCUAUAAUUAUGAAUAUAAUGAUAUUGAGUCUCAACCACAAGUUAAAUGUAUCAUCAUUUAAUAUGGACGAAUGCCUAGCUUUUUUUAGGUCAGUCAUGUCUAUGUUUCUACAUGUAUGUGUCCAUACAGUUUCUGUAUAUGGCAAAGACUUUUGUAUUGUUAAGUGAUGUCAACGCUACCUACAUGUAUUGACAAGUCCUUGCAGAAAUUUUCACAGGAGCUUGUGAGAAUAAAAACAACGUAUGGAAAACUA
Messenger RNA from Branchiostoma belcheri (Belcher's lancelet), 3343 nucleotides. Its product is annotated as coatomer subunit beta'-like. The coding region runs from base 11 to 2767 and encodes 918 amino acids. Lineage: Eukaryota; Metazoa; Chordata; Leptocardii; Amphioxiformes; Branchiostomatidae. Gene Ontology annotation, biological process: retrograde vesicle-mediated transport, Golgi to endoplasmic reticulum; endoplasmic reticulum to Golgi vesicle-mediated transport; intra-Golgi vesicle-mediated transport. The record is from RefSeq and is a predicted model, not a curated record. The transcript has 22 exons. Gene Ontology annotation, cellular component: COPI vesicle coat. Gene Ontology annotation, molecular function: protein binding; structural molecule activity.